UCUGGUGCAUGCCUGCUAUAGAGAAAGAGAGAUUUAGUACUCCCUCUGUAAACUAAUAUUAGAGCGUUUAGAUCAUUAUUUUAGUAUUCUAAACACUCUUAUAUUAGUUUACGGAGGGAGUAGUAAUGUUUAGAGAGUCCUACUACAGAUACGAUAAUUUUCGUGCGAUGCAUACAACACUAAAUCACAACUAACAAUUGUGUGAUGCUAGCUUUGCUACAGGGCUGCACAUACUAACAUACAAGAAUCAUACCUAACAAAUUUAUUAAGUUGAAGCAAUACAAUACUAGAUUUGUAACCAUCUCUAGUUGAAGCAAUGCAAUGCUCGAGUUUACAUUAUUUAUAAAAAUAUUGUUAACAAAUUUAUUUUUAUUUUGAUGUUUAUUGCAAUUUUUUUACAAUAUGUAAUGAUAAGUGAUUGCUUCCUUGAGGAUCACAAGCUGAAUUACCCCUUUAAACCCUUUCUGAAGUACCUUCAGACUCCUUUAAGAUGUGUUCUAUUUAUGGGAACAUGAAGUCUACUUCCAUAUGAUAAGUCUCUUGUGAUUUUGAAAAUGCCAAACGGAGACCGAGCUCCAUGAGGCCUUUAUUUUAAAAUUUUAAAAUUCAAACUUUUCAGUUUAAAAAAAUGCUGAAAAUAAAUACACACAUACCUAGAUACAUAAUGUAAGUGUGUGCAAAUUUCCAGGUCGAAAUGCAUUAAAAUGUGAGCUACACAAAAAGACAAAUCUGAGGCUUUUUAGCAUAUGUACUGUCAUCUUUAAAGUCCAUGAUUUUUUUUGUGCAGUACGCAAUUCAAGGUAUUUCAUCCUGAAAAUUUUCACACAUACACUCUACAUGCUUGCAUACAUGUGUAUUUUUUUCAGAAUUUUUUAAGACUGAAAUUUUUUAGUUUUGAAUUUUUCAAAAUAAAGGGCUCCAUGGAGCUCAGUCUCCAAAUGCCCUACUCCUUGUGACUGUGCUCACUAUUGUGUACUGUGAAAACUGCUGGACUUCACGAGCCUGUUCUAUGCCUGACUGCAAUGUUUAUACUAUAUGUUAAAAAUUCAUGAUUAGGGCUGCUAGGAGUCCUACCAAGUACCGAACUCAAUCAACUGGGUCAAUUAUAGAACUCAGUUUCUUAUAAGAAACAGUUCCCAACAAGCCAACCAUGAGAACAGCUUGGUACCAAGGUAUCUUAUACUCCUACUUAUAAUGGUUAUCUAAAAAUCUCUUGGCAUCUCAUCCUAUUAUACUAGUAGUAUAUAGGAGCGAGGUAUCACACUGUGAACAUGUCUUGGCGGCUUGGCCUUCUUUAUAAGCUAUUAAAUUUUGGUCCUAAUCGCCUUGUUGCGCCAUGGGCACAACAGGAAAUCCGGUGAAGAUAAGACAGAGGGAAGUUCCAUCACCUAGGUUUUAGCUCGGUAAUUUCAGCCCGCACGAUCUAUAUGAACCUAGCUUAUCAGAAAACAAAAACAUAAAUCAAAUGAAAACAUACAAGCACAUUCACACAUAAACAGACGCUGAGUACUGCAGCCCUAGUAGUAGCAUAUUAGACACUAAAUUUAUCUAAUAUCCAAUGAACUCUUCUUAACGACUGACUGUAUCUCCCACAGCAACAGCCAACAGGCUUCACUGUCUCUACUCCUGGGCUUCAACUUCAACCAGUAUCUUCAAGCAGGCCACGCAGCAGGGGCAAGGGCAUGUGCGGCGAUUUGGGCAAGCAGGGGACCUCUGCCCGUCUGCCGAACCUCAACUCCAUUCCAUGUAAAAAUGGAUCGUGCGUCGAUCGAUAAUCGGGCGGAGGCCCGCCGAACACUGCUGACAAGGUCUGGCCGCGGGAGGCAAAGGAUGAUCGGAUCAUGCCCGGCCUAUGCACGUAGCAAGACCCAACAAACGGUGUAAACAAUUAAAUUCAUGUCUACGCAUGCAUGAAUCUUGGUUUGAUUGAAGUUAGGCAGAGGUAAAAAGCUAGCACCCAACUGUGUCAUCGAAUUAAUGGCGGUAGUACAAAUUCUUUAAAGUUUAAACUAUCAUAUCUGUCAGUCAGUGAGCUGAGCAGGCCAUUCCCCCUGCCCGCGGUUAUAUAAGCAGGCACCUUCCCAUGGCAUCCUUCCCGCCACAAACCAAGAAAAACCCGAACACGCCCACUGCCACCACACCACGGCCUGCCGUCUUCAACUCCGGAAGCCGACGAUGGCGCACACACGCAUCACGGCGGCGGUCGCCGUUGCAUUCGCCGUCCUCGCGGUCGCCGCGGCCGCGUCCACGGGCGCCACCGCCGCCGGCAGGGGGAAGCAGCAGCAGCGCGCUCCAGGCCCCGCUUCCGGCAGCAUCGUGUACAUCGUGAUGGUGAAGCCCCCGGCCGUCGCCGCCGAUAGCGCGGCCUACCAUAUGGGCAUCCUCAUCGCCGCGGUCGGCAGCGAGGACAAGGCCAAUGCGGCGUUGGUCUACAGCUACAAGAACGCCAUCAGCGGGUUCGCGGCGAGGCUCACCCCCGCGCAGGUCGCCGUGCUCAGGAAGAACCCUAACGUCAUCCGGGCGCAGCCUGAUGUCAAGUACUCCCUUCACGACGACCACAACAACAACAACAACCUCAACUGAGCAAGAGCUCCUGUCCAGUUAUUAAGAGUUGUUGCACAAUAUGGAACAAGAAGCCCCCGAGAAGAAUCUUGUGUUGAUCUUUCUCUGCAUACUUCAAAAUUACACACAUAUAUAGAGUGUAGCGUUGCAAGAAGUUUAUAGUGUAAUUUGUUUAGAAUUGUUGCACCUUGUAUAACUCUGUCUGCGUAUAUACUGAUGGGCAAAGAUGUCUGGUUUGCUACCAUAUUAUAUUCCUAUUUUCUCUAAACUCUGAAGGAGUUGCGCACUGGGUUAGGUUGGGGUUGUCCAGCGUGCGGGUCAUAAACUGUAAUGCAAAGGUUCAAAGUGAGAGUUCUCUUAAGAGGAUGAUAACAUAUACAAGAAACUAACCUACCGGUUGCACUUAGCUUCUAUGCAACGAAACUAGACAAAAAGGUGCGAAGGCAUCAUUCACAACUAAGUCUGGGUA
This is a messenger RNA of Aegilops tauschii subsp. strangulata, 3031 nucleotides long. RefSeq names its product subtilisin-like protease SBT1.4. The record is from RefSeq and is a predicted model, not a curated record. Lineage: Eukaryota; Viridiplantae; Streptophyta; Magnoliopsida; Poales; Poaceae.